AUGGCUUCACCAACUACCCUGACCAAGCAGCAAAAAUUCAGAGGCGGCGUCUGGGCCGUGGCCUUUGCCGCCAUCAUCAUGGUUGGCACCCUAACCGGCGCACAGCUCAAGUCGGACAAGCAAAAAGAGCAGUCCAUCAAGGAGUUUCGCCAGAUUACUCCCAGCGAACAAAUCGCCAUGCUCGAGAAGCAGCGAAGCACUCUUGUCGAGCAAAGGUCAGUUUUGCAGAAGAAGCUGGACGUCUUCAGGGAGCGUGUCCAAGAGAGGCAGCAAGAACAGGAGAAUUCCAAGAAACGAUAG
Molecule: messenger RNA, 300 nt
Organism: Trichoderma aggressivum f. europaeum
Lineage: Eukaryota; Fungi; Ascomycota; Sordariomycetes; Hypocreales; Hypocreaceae
Exons: 2
Coding region: 1-300 (99 amino acids)
Source: RefSeq, a predicted model, not a curated record